AUGCCAAACCUCUCUGAAUAUAUAAAGGAAGCCUUCAAGAGCAAUUCCAGUUACACAGAAGAAGCAGAAGGAAAAGAUUUCAUCCAGCUUUGUCAGAUAGAGACUGAAUCAGCCAUGCUUCUCCCUGCCAUUCACUUCUAUGGCUUUCUUCUGGCUUGCAUCUUCACGAGAAGCUAUUUGGCUUUCAAGAACGAUGCCACAGAGAUCCUUUAUUCCCACGUUGUUAAACCCGCUGCGGCGAGCCCGAGCAGCAACAGCACGUUGAAUCAAGCUAGGAACGGAGGCAGGCACUACACCAGCACUGGAUCCGACCGUAACAAUCGCGUUCAAGUUGGUUGUCGAGAACUGAGAUCCACCAAGUACAUCUCAGAUGGUCAGUGCACCAGCAUUAAUCCCCUGAAAGAAUUGGUGUGUGCUGGUGAAUGCCUCCCUUUGCCACUGCUCCCCAACUGGAUUGGAGGAGGUUAUGGUACCAAGUACUGGAGCAGGCGGAGCUCGCAGGAGUGGAGAUGUGUCAAUGACAAAACUCGCACUCAGAGGAUUCAGCUUCAGUGCCAGGAUGGAAGUAUAAGAACCUACAAAAUAACUGUGGUCACGGCCUGCAAAUGCAAGCGAUACACCAGGCAGCACAAUGAAUCCAGCCACAACUUCGAGGGAACCUCUCAAGCAAAACCCAUCCAGCACCACAAAGAAAGGAAAAGAGCCAGUAAAUCCAGCAAGCAUAGUACAAGUUAG
Molecule: messenger RNA, 735 nt
Organism: Cinclus cinclus
Lineage: Eukaryota; Metazoa; Chordata; Aves; Passeriformes; Cinclidae
Gene: SOSTDC1
Product: sclerostin domain containing 1
Exons: 2
Coding region: 1-735 (244 amino acids)
Biological process (GO): negative regulation of BMP signaling pathway; negative regulation of Wnt signaling pathway
Molecular function (GO): BMP binding
Source: RefSeq, a predicted model, not a curated record